UAACUACCAGAUAGAAACGACAUCGUGUUGAAGCUGGAAGCAUGUUUUGUGUCGAAGACAUUACCUGAACCAGGAUGCGAGACAGAGCUGACAGAGAGAGAAGAAAGAAAGAAAGAAAGAAAACCCCAACAAACAACAGAGAAAAUCGAAGGGCUAAACUGUUACUAAUAUGGGCAUUGGAUCGAUUUUCGACGGUCCUGAUGUAAGGGCAGAGUUUGAGAAAGCAGGCAUCAACACUCACUUCAUUCCCUUUAUUUGGAAGUAUGUGAUUAAGAACCCUAAUUGUGAAUGGGAUGAUAUACCCGAUUUACCCUCAGCUGCAUACUCACUUUUGCGUUCCAAGUUCAAAACUUCCACUUCAAGUGUUGACUCUGUUAUUAACUCUAAUGAUGGGGUCACCACCAAACUUCUCGUUAAGCUUCAGAAUGGAGCAUUUGUGGAGGCGGUGAUUAUGAGGUAUGACACCCGGUUGGGGAAAUAUUGUGGGAAACCCCGUCCUGGUGGUCCAAGAUCGACUUUGUGCAUAUCAUCUCAGGUUGGAUGUAAGAUGGGUUGCAAAUUUUGUGCAACUGGAAGUAUGGGAUUCAAAAACAAUCUGUCGUCGGGAGAAAUUGUCGAGCAAUUAGUUCAUGCCUCUCGUUUAUCACAAAUACGGAAUGUUGUUUUUAUGGGCAUGGGGGAACCACUGAAUAACUACUCUGCCUUGGUGGAAGCAGUACGUGCUAUGUCAGGAGUUCCGUUUCAGCUAUCUCCAAAGAGAAUAACUGUAUCAACAGUUGGAAUUAUUCACGCUAUCAACAAGCUUCAUAAAGAUUUACCUGGAUUGAACCUGGCAGUGUCCCUACAUGCACCAGUUCAAGAUGUUCGCUGUCAGAUAAUGCCUGCCGCUCGGGCUUUCCCUUUGGAAAAACUCAUGGAUGCCCUGCAAGUAUAUCAAAAGAACAGUAUGCAGAAGAUUUUUAUUGAGUAUAUAAUGCUUGAUGGGGUGAAUGAUGAAGAGCAGCAUGCCCACCAGCUAGGCAAAUUGCUUGAGACAUUUGAUGUGGUCGUGAAUUUGAUACCUUUCAAUCCAAUUGGUAGUCUGAGUCAAUUCAGAACCAGUAGCGAAGAGAAAGUGUUGAGAUUCCAGAAAAUUCUUAGAGGUGUAAAUAACAUCCGGACAACAGUUCGUAAGCAAAUGGGUCAGGAUAUAAGUGGUGCUUGUGGUCAGCUGGUGGUCAACUUGCCUGAUGAGAAGAAGCCUCCAAAUUUGGGUGUAACUGAUAUUGAAGACCUUGUUUCACGCAGAUGAAUGAAUUAGUCGAGGUUAUAUAGUCCCACAUUGUUUGUGGAAUUUUGUUUUCAAAAGUAGGCCAUGCAUGGAUAAAGUUCUAGUUGCACUGUUGAGGUUCUUGAUGGUAUUUCUUGGUAUUAUUGAAAAUAUGAUCAAAUCACUAGCA
Molecule: messenger RNA, 1439 nt
Organism: Populus nigra (black poplar)
Lineage: Eukaryota; Viridiplantae; Streptophyta; Magnoliopsida; Malpighiales; Salicaceae
Exons: 8
Coding region: 170-1291 (373 amino acids)
Biological process (GO): tRNA methylation; rRNA base methylation
Molecular function (GO): iron-sulfur cluster binding; RNA methyltransferase activity
Source: RefSeq, a predicted model, not a curated record